Messenger RNA from Oreochromis aureus, 953 nucleotides. RefSeq names its product kinetochore localized astrin (SPAG5) binding protein (gene knstrn). Gene Ontology annotation, cellular component: kinetochore; centriolar satellite; mitotic spindle. Lineage: Eukaryota; Metazoa; Chordata; Actinopteri; Cichliformes; Cichlidae. Bases 159 to 827 code for a protein of 222 amino acids. The transcript has 9 exons. The record is from RefSeq and is a predicted model, not a curated record. Gene Ontology annotation, biological process: mitotic sister chromatid segregation; regulation of attachment of spindle microtubules to kinetochore; spindle organization.
ACACAGGAAAUAACGUCACAACCGGAAAUGAUCGCAGAGGGCGGGACGUUUUUAAAAAUUGUCAACUGGUAUUUGUCUGUUGAGAAUUCAGCUUGCAUACUUAGUGUCCUUAAAGGUGCCUUUUGUUAUUGCUGACAUUAUACUUUUUAGGAACAGUCAUGUCUUCAAAAAUUCCAAGAGGUGUACACCCACCUGCAGAAACAAAGAAAAACGGUCAUAAACAAGAAUCCAAAGACACAGCAACUGCACCCGCAACAACCACUGCUGCCCAGAGACCAGAUGGUGUCCUUAAGCCACAUAAAGAAAAUGCCCCAAGGAAAAAUGUUGCUCCUAAAGUUCAGAAGGGAGUCUCCACUAGAUAUGGACAACAAGCAGAGCUCAAAGAGCAAAAUCAGUGUUUGAUUGCUGCCAAUGAGGAGCUGGCGAAAAACCUCUCAGACACACAGCAAAGAGUAGCUAAGCUGGAGCUGCAGUACUGUGACCUUCAAAAAGAGAAUGCAGAGGUUCAGAAAAACCUGAAGGACUGCCAUGCUCUUCUGGUUACUGCCAAAAUAGACCCAGUGUUAGGCGAAAGAGUUGGAGACGCUGCACGGCAGAAUGAAAGUCAGAGGAAAGAAGUCAUGAGCACCUCCGCAGACCUGCUGAAUGAAAUAAAGGCCUUUGGUGAUACUGCAUCACAGCAACGUGCUCGACUAGAGGAAAUCCAGGAAACGAUGAGAGGCCUCAAGGAGGCACGAGAACAAAUGGUUCAAGAAAGGGAGAACUUUUCCUCUGAAGCAGCUGAACUGGAAAGAGCUCUCAAAGAAGCAGAAGCUCUUCUACUCUGAAUGUUUUCAGUGAUUUCUUAAUUUAAAUUGUCCAUUUAAAGAGUAAUCUUUGUGUAUAUAUAUUUGCAGAUAUGUAUUUUGAUUGCAGUGUGAGUGAAACUGAAUAAAGAACUCCUAUUUCCACAA